UUGAAUUUAGUUGUUCAGAUUCUUCCUCGACGCUUCCACAUAUUAAGUCGGAGUUUAUCAAAUGAAAAUCACAAAAAUUUUUACUGGAAUGAUCGCUAUGAUCCCAAUGAAUCACGAUUUCAAAAAGUGCUCAUUGCUAAUCGUGGUGAAAUCGCCUGUCGAAUUAUCCGCACUUGUCAGCGUUUGGGCAUCAAAACCGUGGCCGUUUUUAGCGAAGUAGAUUCUUCAGCUCACUUCGUUCAGUUGGCAGAUGAGUCCAUCUGUAUUGGACCUGCUCCUGCCGCGCAAUCCUAUCUUAAUUUGGAGGCAAUCUUGUCUGCCGUCGCUCAAAGUGGGGCUGAUGCUGUUCACCCAGGUUACGGAUUUCUCUCAGAGAACUUCAAAUUUGCUGAUAGUCUUUCUUCCAUGGGUGUCGCAUACAUUGGUCCAAAUGCAAGAUCAAUGCGCUUAUUGGGGGACAAAAUUGAGAGUAAACGAAUCGCCAGUUCAGCUGGAAUAAACUGCGUCCCUGGAUAUGAUGGGGAAGUCAGUGACAAUUCAGAAGCCUUCAAAAUUGCUGAUGAUAUCGGCUAUCCUAUUAUGAUCAAGGCUUCAGCAGGUGGAGGAGGGAAGGGAAUGAGAAUUGUUCGUAACUCAUCUGAGCUUCUAGAGGCUCUGAAUUUGUCAAAACUCGAAGCUAACUCUUGUUUCGGCGAUGAUCGAGUUCUUUUUGAGCGAGCUCUUCAAUUUUCCAGACAUAUUGAAGUUCAGGUUCUAUGUGAUCGUCAUGGAAAUGCGCUUCACUUGCACCUUCGUGAAUGUUCAAUUCAACGUCGAAAUCAAAAGCUAAUUGAAGAGGCUCCAGGUUCUCUUUUUAGCUUCUUUCCUUCCCUCUGCAUCAAACUUUGUGAAGCCGCGUUGCUCAUUGCAAAAUCUGCUGGAUACGACUCUGCGGGAACCGUAGAGUUUCUUCUUGAUGCAGAGAAUCCACGAAAUUUCUACUUUCUGGAAAUGAAUACUCGACUUCAAGUUGAACAUACAGUUUCAGAGUGCAUUACCGGAAUCGACAUCGUACAUCAGAUGCUCCGAAUUGCCAAGGGCCACCGUCUUCUCUAUAAACAAACGGAAAACGAUGUUCCUUGUCAUGGAUGGGCCAUGGAGUGUCGGGUUUGUGCUGAAGACCCCUACCGGGCACUGGGUACUCCCACUCUUGGACAAUUGACCACUUAUAAGGAACCGAGUAAUCUGCCUGGGAUUCGUUGCGAUUCUAGUGUUUCAGAAGGCUCACACAUCUCGGUUUUCUAUGAUCCUCUUGUCUCAAAACUAAUUGCCUAUGGCUGUGAUCGUGAUGAGGUUUUGAAAUCAAUGGCUCGAGCUCUUGAUAGUUUUGUCAUUGGAGGAGUUAGAACCAAUAUACCCCUUCUGAGAGAUGUUAUAUUAGACUCCGGUUUCGUUUCUGGUAAUUACACUAUUCGACACUUGGAUCUCAUCUAUCCAAAUGGAUUCCAAGGGAUAAAGCUGUCUCAACAGGAAUUUAAUUUAUUGAUUUCUACUGGAGCCGUUGUUUACCUUAAAGCCUUUCUUCGGAACUUCUCAGAUUCCAGGCAACCUAAAAAUGAAACCGUCAAAUUGAACAUUACAGUAGAGUCAAAAUUUUCUUCAAUGCCAGAUGAAGUUACAAAAAUUAACGUAACUCCUCGAAACGGUUAUUUUGAAGUCAAAUUACCUUCGUCAUCUUCAAUACUUCGCAUUCCGGAUAACUUUUGCCUUGCUGAUAAUCUUAUCCAAUUUGAAACAAAUGGUCCAAUUUUCCAACUUUGUGAACGCAAUAUUUUAGGUGAUGUAUGUCUGCAAUAUCGUGGCGAGGUUUAUUGGUUACGUGUACGUUCAGAAAAAGCCUUCCAAGCUCUAAACUCUAUUGGAAUCAAGAGUCUGAGGGCUGCUGAUAAGAAGUGUUUCGGCGAUAGUUCUACUGGUGGUAGCUGCCUUAUAACUAUUCGAGCCCCACUUCCUGGUCUAGUCACAUCGAUUCUCGUUUCCACUGGGCAAGCAGUUGUUGAAGGAGACGAGGUGUGCGUCCUUGAAGCCAUGAAAAUGCGCAACUGUCUUCGUGCACCACAAUCUGGAACGGUUAAAUCCGUGCGAAUGAAGGAGGGCCAAACAGUCUCUGAAGGCGAUUUGAUUUUAGAAAUGGAGCAAUAA
Molecule: messenger RNA, 2181 nt
Organism: Rodentolepis nana
Lineage: Eukaryota; Metazoa; Platyhelminthes; Cestoda; Cyclophyllidea; Hymenolepididae
Source: the annotation of a GenBank genome assembly